UUUGCAGUGUCCUUAAGAGUCAAGGCUCAAGCAGAGUUCUGGGUUCUUGAAGGCUUACUAGAAGGCUUGAAGGCUGGGUUCAAUCGAUACUUCGAUUUCAGUUUUUGAUUUCAGAUUCUUGAAGGGUUGAAGGCUGGGUUCGAUUUCGGAUUUCUGGGUCAGUUGCUUGGUUACUCACUUUACUUACAGACUUGAGGGUUCGAUUUCGGAUUUGGAUUUCUGGUCUCAUCGUCAUAGCCAUGGUGGAGAAUUUCUUGACUGGAGGAGAAUUUCUUGGGGAAUUCAUGAAUUUGGAGGAGAAUUUCUUCCAGUAUUUCCAGGAAGAUGAAGAGCACACGACCUUCCCCAAGCUCCCUGUCCCUACUACUUCAACUUCAUUUGACGAUUUCACCCUUCAUCUGGUGGAGCAGCACAGAGAGACAUUGGAGGAGACCACCCAAAAUGGGUUCAGGCCUUGGAAGUGGAAAAGUCCAUUGAAUCCAAUUCCCAAGAGAAAAAAUGCUGGGGAUCCACUGAGGAAUGGAGGCUAUAAGCGUAAGAUCACGAAGUCCAACUAUCAUGAAAAAUAUUCUGUCAGAAACCAACUGCAACAUAUCCUGGCAAAUCUAGGACCUGAAUGUCCCUUCUUUUUGAAGUCUAUGAUACAUUGUAAUGUUGUCCAUGGCUUUAGUUUGGCACAACUUCUUACAGGUACAUUCACUGAUCCACCGGAGUAGAAAGACCAUGUCAAGCAGUAAAAAAGUCAAGAUAAGUUUCUGUAAUCUGUUGCCAGUUUUGGUAAUAUGCAAAUGUAUUGGACUAUUGGUAUGCUGCUGCCAGUUUUGGACUUUUGGUAGCAAAUGGACAAAUGGUUGUUGUCUUAUUGAGUUGUUGAAUAUGUCAUGGAACAUUUUAUCCAUAUUUUUACUAUUUUCAAACAUUUUUUCCAUAUUCUCUUCCGGUGGAUUGAAGUUGGCUGCGUUUGAGUGUUCGCAGCACGAGGUUU
Messenger RNA from Rosa chinensis, 985 nucleotides. RefSeq lists its product as uncharacterized. The record is from RefSeq and is a predicted model, not a curated record. NCBI's taxonomy places the organism in Eukaryota, Viridiplantae, Streptophyta, Magnoliopsida, Rosales, Rosaceae. The transcript has 6 exons. The coding region runs from base 240 to 716 and encodes 158 amino acids.